Gallus gallus (chicken) is the source of this 3145-nucleotide messenger RNA. It is a transcript of the gene IMMP1L, whose product is annotated as inner mitochondrial membrane peptidase subunit 1. Bases 83 to 583 code for a protein of 166 amino acids. The transcript has 6 exons. Gene Ontology annotation, molecular function: serine-type endopeptidase activity. Gene Ontology annotation, cellular component: mitochondrial inner membrane peptidase complex; membrane. NCBI's taxonomy places the organism in Eukaryota, Metazoa, Chordata, Aves, Galliformes, Phasianidae. The record is from RefSeq and is marked validated.
GGCGCGUGGCGGGCGACAGUGCCGGGGCAGGCCCGGCCGCGGGACGUAGACUAGAACCAGCUGAGCGACGUAGCGCUGUACCAUGUUUCGCAAUGCCCUAGGAAAAACCUUGCGAUUUCUUGGGUAUACUGUGCAAUAUGGCUGCAUAGCACACUGUGCCUUUGAGUACCUUGGAGGAAUUGUUGUGUGUUCUGGACCUUCAAUGGAACCAACAAUUCAAAGUUCUGAUAUUGUCUUUUCGGAGAACCUUAGCCGUCACUUUUAUUCCAUUCGGAAAGGAGAUAUUGUAAUUGUGAAAAGCCCGACUGACCCCAAAUCAAAUAUCUGUAAAAGAGUAAUUGGCUUGGAAGGGGAUAAAGUCUGCACAAGCAACCCUUCAGAUUUCCUUAAGACUCACAGCUUUGUGCCUAAAGGACACGUUUGGUUAGAAGGUGAUAAUCUGAGGAAUUCUACAGAUUCCAGGUGCUAUGGGCCUGUUCCUUAUGGACUGAUAAGAGGACGCAUUUGUUUUAAGAUAUGGCCUCUGAAUGACUUUGGAUUUCUACGUGCAAGCCCCAAUGGCCAUAGAUUUCUUGAUGAUUGAAAGAAUUAAAUGACUAUUGCCAGCUUGUGUAAUAUUUUCUACUGAAAUCAAUGGAACUAUUUUUAUUCAGAAUAAACACAAGUGUUACUUGGCAAGGAUGUCUCUUCUUUCUGCAAUUAUAUCUAACUUAAAAGUGGGAACGAUACACUGCUGUCAUCAUCAACAGUGAUAUGCCUCUUACUUUGUUUCCUCUGGCUGUUUACAGUAAGUGUUUGGAUUUAUUCAGAAGGUUUUGAAUUUUACUAGAAGACAAAGUUAACACUGCCUGUUAACAAGUGAUGAAGAAGGCAAUGCACUGUUGCACUGUCAUACAGCUAGAGCCACACAUAGGCUAUACCUGCAUUAGCAAGUAGCUAAUGAAAAGCUUGUGGAUCUGACACCCAUUUACUCAUAUGUGUUUUGUAGGAUUUUCCUCAAACUAGCUCCACUUUGACCCAGUGGACUGUAUGCCCAGGAGGAGUCAUAUAAGGAAUGAAGUCUGUAUUUGUUCAGAUGAUGGAUGGAGUCGAUUGAACACCGUACUCCUGGCUCUAAGCUGAAAAGUUAAUGUAGAUGCAGUGUUGGUGAACGAGCACUGUACCUCCUACUUUGUACCAGGAGAAACACCCAGCUACAAACCUCUGCCACCUUUUUCUAGGGGUCAGGUCCUUCUUGAGAAUAUAGGAGAAACUAAUUUAAAUACUUAGCAUCGAAAUAUUAAAUACUCCUGUAUGGGAACUGUUGAGUCACAGCCUGAACCUGAUUGAGCACCUGGGGAAAGGACCUGAUCAGCUCUGGGAGCACAGGUGAAGGGAAUUCAGCUGUAUGACUGGAAGGGGUGGAGCCUGGCUGCUCCUCUCUUAGACAUCUUUUAUGGGUUGAUUGCCACUGAGGAAGGUUCUCUUUCUGGAGAUCCCUCCUUUGUGGAGUUUAUCCUUGUGAGCCUAGAUCUUUGCAGACGAGCGAGCAGUCUUUUUCCCUUCCCUUGUAACACCUUUCUAUUGUGUUAGUCCCUUUAUCAUUACACCUCUUGUAUCACCCUUCCGCGGUGUUGAUCCUUCUGAUUGUUACAAUUCCCAUUUCCCAUUAAUACACCUGACUCUUUGUUAUCUUCAAAGCGUUCUCACACGUAUGCCUCCUGAUUAAAUUUUUGUCAUCUGAGCCUUUAAAAGGAUUUAACUUAAGAGGUUGGGCCAAAGCUGCAUUCGAUAAGAGACAGAGACUGAAAGAAGCUACUCUGUUGUUUGCUGGGAAAGAAAGGUCGUUUAGAUACAGUCCAGGUGUACAGAGCUUAGUGUUGGGUUCUGGAAGUUUUUUAUAAAUUGCUCUUUGGUUGACGAGCAAAAAGAAGAGGUACUGUGUCUUUGGGAAACAUGCCCAUUUACUAACAUUUUGCUCUCUUAAGACAGACUGAGCUUGUUCUUGGAGCAUCCCUGUUGUCCUGUUUGUCCGGUGAGAUGCUAUCCUGUGUGUCCAGUGUUUUGGAAGUCUGUAACUCAGCGUGCUGGUCUGGAGCAGUCAGUGAAGGAUCUCAGUAACCAGUGAACAUGUGUCGCAACAGACCAAAGAUACAUCUUUGCUUUCGCUCUUGGAGACAGCAUAACACCCACCACAUCGGCAUGACAGAGUGUAACAUUGUUCAUCUGCCAAAAAAAGAAAACGAAAAAAAAACCUUUAGUGCUCAGGAUGAAUCGGGAAUUUAUUUUGGAUUAUAAUUUUGCAGAGCUCCUCUUGAAAACAAAACAUGAUUUGUGUGUGACCUCUCACUGCUGGACUGUGAAUGUCAACCCUUACGCUAUGUUCUUGCUUCUAUGACUGUGAGAGACACUUAAUGCAACACAGCCAGAGUCAGUGUAGUCUCUUUAAAAGAACAAAUAAUAAAAAGGUGCUUAUCAGUGAAACAGAGAUACGUAAGGACUGCAUCACUGAAUACCUCCAAAAGAGACCCUGAUUCUGACAAAGCACCAACUUCUUUAGACUGCAAUUGAGAACAAACUAAGGAGUGUUUGUCAUACAAAUGACAGGUCAAGGUUCCAAAACAGACUGCUAACUCGGGAAAGAAACAAAAGAAAAAGCAGUUGAGGUUUUCCCCAUCCCUAGCUUUAAAAAAAUAAUAACUUAAAAUCAGCUACUACUCUAAAAAGCAAUUAAAUUAUAAAACCUGGACUAGGUUUUUAAGGAGAAAAGUAACACAUUCUUAGGUGGGAAAGCGUGUAUUUAAAAAAUGCAUUCUACCAUCAUAAAAAGUGCAGUAAGAUGCUUGAGAAAUUCUGGGAGAAUCCAGAAAACUAAAAUCAAUUAUAUUCUAAAAAGAGAGAGAGAGGUGAAAAAAUGGUCUGUGCCCAAACAAAGGGAGAGCUGGAGGCGGGGAUGGGGAGGGAGGAAAGUGAGAGAAUGCAAAGUAAGUAUCACAAAGUCAAGUGCCAAUUCAACUCAACAGUGCUCGAAAAGGGCUUCAGCCGACUCUUGGAAGGCAGGAUUGACAGGAACUAGCAGAGAAAUGGAAGAAUAGCAAGUAAUCACAGAACAGAAUAACUAAAUCUGAGGAAAAUAUAUAUUAAAAAAAAAAAAAGAGAGGAAAGG